GGGGGAAAAAAAAAGUGUUGGGUCGAAUGGGCCAACAGUUCGAUCCGUGCACACAGGAUUAGGAAUUUACGUUCCUUCAAAUCCCCCUAUAAAAAUCUUCACUUUCUCAGUCACCAUGCUGCUCUGCAGCCGAGCAAAAGAAACAAAAAAUAAAAAAAUACAGCAAUCGAGGAAUAUAGUGGAAGAAAAUGCUGCUGAGAAGCUCCUCGUCGCCCAUCUUGAACUCAGUGCGCCACAAGUCAACGUCCGGGUCGGGUUUGCCGCCGGAGCCCGACGCACUGCCCCAGCUGCCCAGGACCCGAUCUUUCUGCCUGACGAUGUCGUCUGAGGACGGCGCCGGGCGGAGUACUCCGACCCGGGUUUCGUUCGACUCGGAUCUCAGAGAUCCGUGUAGGCCCAAUAAGUGCCUGAGGCUGCCCACGAGCCCCAGGCCCGCGAAAAUCAAGGAGAGAAGGGAACACGAUCUGGGGCCCGCAUUUUUAACGACCUCGGGGCUUGGAUCGGCGGCGGCGGCGUCGGCGGCGGAGGAGUGUGUGGUGGAGUCACCGGAGACGCUGGUGGGGGGGGGAGGAGUCGGCGCCGGUGGGCGUGGGGGGAUGUGCGGUGGCGGUGGACGGGGCUCCGAUGAUAGAUCGGGCCCGGGCCAUCAACGUGGGCCCGAGAGCACGGAUAUGUACUACGAGACGAUGAUACAGGCUAAUCCCGGGAACCCUCUUUUGCUUGCAAAUUAUGCUAAAUUCUUGAAAGAGGUUAAGGGAGAUUUUGCAAAGGCAGAGGAGUACUGUGGAAGGGCAAUUCUGGCAAACCCGAAUGAUGGGAGUAUGUUAUCACUCUAUGCUGAUCUAAUAUGGAAAACACAACAGGAUUAUGAAAGAGCUAAGGAUUAUUUUCAUCAAGCUGUUAAAGCCGACCCCAAUGACUGUUUUGUUGUGGCUUCAUAUGCUUUCUUCUUGUGGGCUAACGAGGAUGACGAGGCAGAGGAAUACGAGGUAAAGACGCAGUACGGGACAGAGUCGAAUCAUACUAAUAAUUCACCUCCUAUGUUCUUCCAAGAAAAUACUAACCGGCCUACUCUUGCUACAGCUUCGUAAAUCUUUAGAUUUAAUAAUUCCCUUGUUUUCCCCUAGUAAUAGCUUCUGAGUUUGUUGUAAAGACGAUAUAAAAAUAACGGGCAGUAGUUUUGCUAACACAUGUAACAAGUUUUGCCUUUUGGUGUGAUGAUCUUCUGUGUAUUACCAAAGAAAAUAAAAAUAUCAAGAUCCUGACUAACUGCUAUCUAUAUCUAGUUGUUCUAUAUCAAUAAAUGGGCAUAUUUGGCUUUUUUUCUUGGAUCUUUUUGUUCUGGCACGUGAAGGUGAUGUUUGUGUUGAUAAGUGGUUUAUCGGCCUCUUGGAAUCUGCAGGGGACAGUGGAAAUAUGUUUGGUUAUCUGUUUUGAUUUGUUGUUGAUUUUCUGGAUGCAAUGUCACUGUUUGCUUGAUCAUUGAAUUGAGUGCGUGGUAAAUUUGAGCUAAAAAGUUGUUGGGUCCCAAUAGAGGGAUAUUGGAAAUUCUUAGCCUUGCAGCAAGUUCCCUGCCAUAUUUGGUUCUUUAGAGCUUCAAUAAUGCUUUGAGUUCAAUUUUA
This is a messenger RNA of Striga asiatica, 1622 nucleotides long. The record is from the annotation of a GenBank genome assembly. NCBI's taxonomy places the organism in Eukaryota, Viridiplantae, Streptophyta, Magnoliopsida, Lamiales, Orobanchaceae.